UGCCCCGGUACUCUCCCCCUCUCUCUUUCCCUGCCUUUGAGGAGCGUCACGCAGUUGUCCAGUGCGUCUCCUCAGCAAGUCCGCACUCAACUCCAGGAAGCCGGAUCUCGAGGACUAUCAAAGGAAUAAAAUCAGCAGCGGCGGCAGCAGCAGGAGGAGGAGGAGGAGUAGGCUACACAACACAGAACCGUGAGAGUUGUCCAGGGAAGAGGGGUCUCCCCAAAACCUGAGCCAUGAGUCGCAGCAUCGUGCGGCAGAGUAAGUUUCGCCACGUCUUUGGCCAGGGAGUCAAGGCUGAGCAGGGUUACGAUGACAUUCGUGUUUCCAAGGUGACGUGGGACAGCUCCUUCUGCGCCGUCAACCCAAAGUUCCUGGCGGUCAUUGUUGAAUCCAGCGGAGGUGGAGCAUUCCUGGUCCUUCCCCUCUCAAAGACAGGCCGUGUGGAUAAGAACUACCCGCUGGUGGUCGGCCACUCCGGACCUGUCCUUGAUAUUGACUGGUGCCCUCAUGACGACAACAUCCUGGCCAGCUGCUCGGAGGACUGCACCGCAAUGGUGUGGCAGAUCCCAGAUCACGCACUAACCCGCCCCCUCUCCGACCCCAUUGUGGUCCUGGAAGGACACUCCAAACGCGUGGGCAUCGUCACCUGGCAUCCCACCGCACGCAACAUACUCCUCACUGCGGGCAGUGAUAACCUGAUAAUCAUCUGGAACGUGGGGACAGGUGAGCCCCUCAUCUCCAUGGACGACCACCCAGACCUCAUCUACAGCAUCAGCUGGAACCGAAACGGCAGCUUGUUCUGCACCACCUGUAAGGACCGACGUCUGCGUGUCUGCGACCCCCGCAAGAGGGAGGUGGUUGCGGAACGUCUGGCUCCACACGAGGGGAUCCGGCCAAUGAGAGCCAUCUUCACCAGAGACGGAAACAUCUUCACCACAGGGUUCACCAGGAUGAGCCAGAGAGAGCUUGGACUCUGGGACCCGACAAAUUUCGAGGAGCCUAUUGCACUGUUGGAGUUGGACACAAGUAAUGGAGUGUUGUUACCAUACUAUGAUGCAGACGCAAAUAUGGUCUACCUCUGUGGAAAGGGAGACAGCAGUGUCCGUUACUUUGAGAUCACAGAGGAGCCACCGUACGUCCACUACCUCAACACCUUCAGCAGUAAGGAGCCCCAGAGAGGAAUGGGCUUCAUGCCCAAGAGAGGUGUGGACGUCAGCAAAUGUGAGAUCGCCAGGUUAUACAAGCUCCUUGACAAAAAGUGUGAGCCCAUCACAAUGACAGUGCCCAGAAAAUCGGACCUCUUCCAGGAUGACCUGUACCCAGACACAGCGGGGCCCGAGCCCGCCAUGGAGGCUGAGGAGUGGCUGGACGGCCGUGACGAGGAUCCAAUUCUGGUGUCCAUGAGGGAGGGCUACGUGCCGCCAAAGAGCCGAGAGCUCAAAGUGGCAAAGAAGAACGUGCUGGAGUCCAGACCCACCACCCGACGCAGCAUGUCCACCCUGGACACCAACAGCCUGCCACCUCAGUUGCUUGAGAGGUUGUUGGAGGAGAUUCAGAAUCUGAAGGCCACAGUUUUGUCUCAGGAGAAGAGAAUCUGUGACUUGGAGAAUAAGCUUUCCCAGUACACCAAUGGCACUGCCUGACGUGCAUGUAGACACACCUUCUGAAGAACUGGUCUGAGUUUUCAUAGAAACACAUUUCCCUUGCAUUGCCAAGGAACCAGUCUCCCACAGACUCUAGCAGUGUUGUCCCUUUAAAGGUACCAUUGUGUAAGAGCAUGAAUGUGGACAAUGUAAAUGCAAAUUGACGGUCCAACACAUUGGAACAAACUACAUCCAUAUCUCGUAUAAUUGUUUUAUGGUUGAUUCUACAUAAUCCACAUUCCAGUUUUAACAUAAUGUACCUUUAAUGCUACGGCAAAAAAUAUAUUCACACCCUUUAGAGUGAUUUGAAAAGAGUGAGAAGAGUGCACAAGUGGAAGUGAGGGGGUUGUAGAUUAGACGGACAAGUGCAAGUUGUGUGAAAGGUUGUUAACAAAGACACACACCAGACAAGUAGGCAUCUCGACACAUGUAUUUGCUUCACCCUCCCUAUCAGAUGAGCAACGACCAGUUUAUUUAAAUAAGUCUAUCUGAAAACUUUUCAAAAUGUAAAUAGUGAUAAGGGAAACCAGAGAAAAUUUGUUGAACUUGUAGCAAAAUGUGAAAAGCAAAACGUUUUGUGUUCUGUAAAGGAUUAUACAUUAGACACAUUAUGCCAACAACAAUAAAAAAUAAAAAGUGUUUUUUAAAAAAAA
Messenger RNA from Lates calcarifer (barramundi perch), 2296 nucleotides. RefSeq names its product coronin 6 (gene coro6). The transcript is spliced from 11 exons. Gene Ontology annotation, biological process: cell migration; actin filament organization. The record is from RefSeq and is a predicted model, not a curated record. Gene Ontology annotation, molecular function: actin filament binding. Bases 234 to 1643 code for a protein of 469 amino acids. Lineage: Eukaryota; Metazoa; Chordata; Actinopteri; Centropomidae.